GCCUGCUUCGCGAGCAGGCAUAAUCCGUAGAGACGUAAGAGACGUAAGAGAUGCUGUGUGUACCCCGCAGUGCGCUCAGAAAUCCAAACUUGUAGCUCUCUCUCAUGACAGCUACAAUAAGCAGUUAAAAAUACGUGUCUCUCCUCCUCUUCUUCUCCUAUCCGAAGUACGUUUUAACGGAAAAGAGCAUUUCCAGUAUGAGAGCUACAUACUUACAAGCCCAGGCCUCGAUCGGCGGGCAGGUCUUCUCUGUGCUCUGUCCGCGGGGCUGAUCACCGUCAUUAGCCGUCGCCAAGGGGGACCAAGGCCCCUAAACCAGUUAACUUAACUAGCCAGUAGGCGGUUGCAGCAUCGCCAGCCUCACUAAGUUAGUGUGAUCAACAUUUUGCGUAUAGUUAGUUCAUUCUCUCUUUCCUGUAUUAACUAACUACCUUUUUUCUUCAUUCUUAAUAUCUGCCAGAGCUGGUUGGGGCGAGUGGAUGAGCACUACCUAGCCGCUGGCAUCAUAGCAUGUGUUUCCCCCCUUCCCCCUUUUCUUUUUUAUCAGUGGCAAUUGUCAGCGGUUGACAUUAUUGCCCCUUACAUGGACAGAAAGCACUGGGUGGGGGCGAACGAGUUCGCCCCCCUGCCUAUAUAUAUAUAUCCUAUAUAUCGCAUUGUCCGUAUUUCCAGACAAGAGCCGGCCUGGAGCAUUCGAUUUCGUUGCAGUAUUUUGGCAUCUUUCCUGAGCGUCGCAAACAUGAGAUGGCACCUGAUAAUGCCUGGGCCCUGGGCACUGGGCCGCUUCCUUCGGGAUCUGAUGGAAAGGAGUUGCAGCUAGUUAGUUAACCAUUCAGCCAUCAAGAACGGCGCCCCCGUCACCUGCAUCGUUUACGGAUCUUCGUCUAGCAG
Messenger RNA from Blastomyces dermatitidis ER-3, 891 nucleotides. RefSeq lists its product as uncharacterized. The coding region runs from base 584 to 820 and encodes 78 amino acids. Lineage: Eukaryota; Fungi; Ascomycota; Eurotiomycetes; Onygenales; Ajellomycetaceae. The transcript has a single exon. The record is from RefSeq and is a predicted model, not a curated record.